This is a messenger RNA of Oncorhynchus mykiss (rainbow trout), 1028 nucleotides long. Its product is annotated as dolichyl-diphosphooligosaccharide--protein glycosyltransferase subunit KCP2. The record is from RefSeq and is a predicted model, not a curated record. Gene Ontology annotation, biological process: protein N-linked glycosylation. NCBI's taxonomy places the organism in Eukaryota, Metazoa, Chordata, Actinopteri, Salmoniformes, Salmonidae.
GGCACUUCACAUUCGACUCCUACGUGUGCCACCUCUCACCGGUUCCGGGUAGCAGAAACGGAGUUUGUUCCUGGAGCUGCUCGUGUUUUGAAAGGAUUUCGAAAACACAUGAUCUUUUGUGUCAAAAACGUAAUUAUUGAUUAAAUAUCAAAACAUGGCGGUGAACACAGGCACAUCCCUGGUUCUGUCCAGUCUGUUCUCUGUGUUGGUGUUUGCUGGGAUGCAGAUGUUCAGCAGACAGCUGGGCUCUACAGAGUUGCUCACCAUCCUGGGAGGCUUCCUGGGCUCUGUCCUCUUCAUCUGCUCCCUCACAGCCUUCAGUAACCUGGAAAACCUCAUCUUCGGCAAGGGAUUCCAGGUCAAGAUCUUCCCAGAGAUCCUGGUGUGCCUGUGCCUCUCUCUGUUUGCCUCUGGGCUGGUGCACCGUGUGUGUGUCACCACAUGUCUGAUAUUCUCUCUGUUCGCCCUCUACUACAUCAACAAAGUGUCUGCUGCUCUGUACCAGGCAGCCGUUCCCACGGUAAUGCCAGCCAAGGCUGCCAGCAAGGGCAAGAAAAAGAACUAAGUCACUAAUUAGAUCAAACUUUCAUACCGUCAUCCAAUCAGCAUCCACUACAACGGCUAACCAGGCAAGGGAGAAAUGGUGUAGGUUAGCCAAUGACAGUGUACCCCAGUUUCCUUUUUGUAGGUCGAGCCAACCAGCAUUCUUAGAUAUUUUCCUUGACUUCUUAACUCAAUGAUCACUGAUCUCCAAGGACUGGACACCUCUCAGCAGUAUAGAUAGCCUGAGAUCUACCCAGCCCAUCCAUACACUGUUCUCAGCAGUCAUGAGGCCUGGGGUGGAGGAAAGGAAGCCGUUUGGGAUCUAGCCAGAAUCAUGUCUCUACAUUCCCUACAUCAUCCCCAUGUACUCAGCACUUGUUUCAAAAUGCUUGUCUACAGAUCCAUACUUUUGAUUGACCCCCUUUUUGUUUUGGUAUGAAAACUUUGUGGUUAAUGAAUUUGUAAUUAAAACCCAUUGAAAAUAG